Malania oleifera is the source of this 1360-nucleotide messenger RNA. RefSeq names its product clathrin light chain 2. The transcript has 3 exons. Gene Ontology annotation, molecular function: structural molecule activity; clathrin heavy chain binding. The coding region runs from base 95 to 1042 and encodes 315 amino acids. Lineage: Eukaryota; Viridiplantae; Streptophyta; Magnoliopsida; Santalales; Ximeniaceae. Gene Ontology annotation, biological process: intracellular protein transport; clathrin coat assembly; clathrin-dependent endocytosis. Gene Ontology annotation, cellular component: clathrin coat of coated pit; clathrin coat of trans-Golgi network vesicle; plasma membrane. The record is from RefSeq and is a predicted model, not a curated record.
GUCACAGACUUGUAUAUAAUCCAGCUCGCUUAUUAAAGCAAAUAAGCCGCUGCGAGUGGGACACUGCGACGGGCGUUUCGGAAGCGUUCAAGUCAUGUCCUCGUUUGCCGACGCGUUCGUGCAGCCCGGUGGCGAAUCGCGCCCCGCCGGGUCGACUCGUCCCUUCGACGAUGAUGGCUACUUAGGCUACGACCCCCGCCUCGCAUCCCACCGCUUCGACUCGUUCUCCAAUUUCGCCGAGUCGGAAUCCGUCAAGGACUCGGUGGGCGAUUCGCCGAUCUUCAACAGCUCCUCGUACGUUGCCGGUGACGACGUGUUCGUGUCGCAGCCGGUAACGGACACUCCGUCUCCUCCUUCGAUCUAUGCCGCUGGUGGAGGAUUCUCAUCGGAUCAGCCCGAGUUCUCGACGUUCUCGCCGGAAGCGAACGGGAAGGCUUUUGAUGGAGGGUUUGGUGGAAUGGACGGUCCGAUUUUGCCGCCCCCGUCGGAGAUGCAAUCUGACGAGGGUUUUGCUCUCAGAGAAUGGAGGAGGCAGAAUGCGAUUCAACUGCAAGAGAAGGAAAAGAUGGAGAAAGAAAUGUUGAGCCAGAUCAUAGACGAAGCAGAUGAGUACAAGAUUGACUUCUACAGGAGGAGGAAGCUUACCUGUGAAACUAACAAAAACACAAACAGGGAAAAGGAGAAGUUAUUCGUGGCCAAUCAAGAUAAGUUCCAUGCUGAGGCUGAUAAGAAUUACUGGAAGGCUAUUGCUGAACUCAUUCCUCGUGAGGUUCCGGCUAUUGAAAAGAAGAGGGGGAAGAAGGAUCAGGACAAGAAGCCUUCUGUAAUUGUCAUCCAAGGACCAAAACCCGGAAAACCUACUGACCUGUCGAGGAUGAGACAGAUACUCUUAAAGCUGAAGCACAAUACACCAGCCCACCUGAAGCCUACUCCACCGCCAGCUCCAGCCCCAGCCAAAGAUCCUAAAACCAGUGGCUCUGCUGUUGCUUCUGCACCCCCAAAGGCUGCAGCUGUUUCUCCUGAGGCUGUAGUUGCUGCUUGAUGGUUUUGCCGUAGCCAUUGUUCUUGUGAUUGUGAAAUUCGGCUGUAGGAGAUUGCCCUUUUCAGUUUGUUGGAAAUUAGUCCCUUUCGGAUUUUCAGUUGGGUAUGUCCAGAAGUCUAGUUUUGAUCCAAAUCCCACCUGCCUCUUGCCCGUAGGGCUACUCUUUACCUUCUAUUAAAAAAAAAAACCAAAAAUAUAAUUGUGAUAGGUUGCAUUAUGUUGUUUAUUUAUGUAUAAAAACAUAAUUCUCCAGACAGGGUUUUCGUGCUGGUUUAUCAUUAUUAUAGUAUGAUAUAUUGCAUUUUGGUUUCCUCUUAA